CGAACACAAGUCAUUGCUUUUAAAAAUGAUUGGUUGGUUGAUAAUUUUAGUAACCUUUUUGGGCUACCUUUACCUUAAACACGUUUACUCGUACUGGAAUAGAAAAGGCGUUCCAGGUCCGAAGCCCACUUUUUUCUUCGGAAAUAUAGGCUUAACUUUUUUGAGGAAAAAAUCUAUGGGAGAAAUAUUUACAGAUAUAUACAGGCAAUAUGAAGACCAUCCUUUCGUAGGAGUUUACAGGGCAGCAACUCCAUGUUUAAUAAUAAAGGAUCCUGAUUUUAUAAAAGACGUCACAGUAAAACAUUUUAAAUGUUUCGAAAAUAAUGAUGUUGAGGUACCAGAACAUAAAAACCCAUUAAUUGGAAGAAAUCCUUUUGUUUCAAAUGAUGCAGAAUGGAAAAAAUUAAGAAGUCAAUUAACGGGAGCUUUCACGAGUGGUAAAAUGAAAUCACUGUUUCCCAUUGUAAACGAAAUCGGCCAAGAGUUUGUGGAAUACUUAAACAAACAAAUAGCCCAGUCAAAGGAAACAUCAAUAGAUUGCAGAUCAGAGAUGGGAAAAUUCACUUUGCAAAAUGUGGCAAAUUUUUCGGUUGGAAUCGAUGCAAAGGCUUUCGAAGACGAAGACGGUGAUUUUAAAUUUAUUGCUAAUAAUUUUAUCACGCCUGGGUGGGGUGAUUUUACUACGAACUUUAUUUUUAUACUCCCAUACUGGUUUAAUCUAUUUAAAAUUGAAGUAUUUAAUAAAGCAGUUGACUUAAAAACCCUAUCAAUCGUGGAAGAAUGCUUAAAAUAUAGACAAGCCAGCAAUAUUACCCGAUAUGAUGUACUUAAUCAUCUGCAAAAUCAAUCGAAAGAUUUUAAUUUAAUUGAGAUAGCCUCAGGUGUUUCAGCUUUAAUUAUGGAUGGGUAUGACACCAGCGCAAGCGUUUUAACUUAUGUUAUUUAUCAACUGAGUAUAAAUGAGGAAAUUCAAAGUAAAUUACGAAAUGAAAUUGAAGAAAAAUUGAAUGAUUGUGAAGAUAAAAUGACAUAUGAAGUUGUUCAGGAUAUGAAAUAUCUGGACUCUUGUAUAAUGGAAACAUUAAGGCUUCAUCCAAUAUUCCUUACGCUGGGAAAAAGAUGCAACAAUUCGUACACAUACACCACAUCUGAAGAUUCCAGUUUCAAAAAAAUGUCUGUAACUGUAGAACCUGGCACCACGGUAAUUAUUCCCGUCACUGGACUACAUACAGAUCCCAAAUAUUUCGAAAAGCCCGAUGAAUUUAAUCCUGAUAGAUUUUUGAAUAACGUUGAAAUCCCGAAAUAUGUGUACAUGCCUUUUGGGGAAGGACCAAGGGCUUGUUUAGGGCGCCAAUUCGGAUUAUUACAAUUAAAAAUUGCUCUAGUUUACUUGGUUAAAAACUUUCAACUCCGUUUAAGUGAAGAAAGUGAUAAAGAAUUGAAAAUUGAACCAUGGCAUUUUAUAAAAGCUCCAGUGGGUAAAAUAAAAAUUAAUCUAAAAAAAAUAUAAAAACCAAAGUUAGAUUCAACAAU
Molecule: messenger RNA, 1533 nt
Organism: Brassicogethes aeneus
Lineage: Eukaryota; Metazoa; Arthropoda; Insecta; Coleoptera; Nitidulidae
Source: the annotation of a GenBank genome assembly